AGUUAUAACAUUAUGUCAAAGAAGAAAAUGUUGGAUAACUGUUACAGAAGAACUAUCAGAAGAACUUCACGAAGUAAACAUGAGUCAGGGUGUGUGGAAGUCCGUGCUGAUAACCGGUUCCAGCAGAGGGAUAGGACUGCAGCUGGUUAAAGAGCUGGCUAACAGCAGCAACAGACCCGCUACCAUCAUAGCGACAGCCCGCAACCCUGCUGCUUCCACGGCUCUGCAGGAGCUGUCAAAAACACACUCAGGACUUCAUAUUGUUACAUUUGAUGUGAGCAGUGAGCAGAGCAUAAGUUCAGCCUCUGAACAGGUUCAGUCUAUUGUGGGAAAUUCAGGACUCAACUGCUUGAUUAAUAAUGCUGCCAUUGGAUUCUCCACUAACAUCAGCACUGUAACCCCAGAGGCAAUGAUGACGAUGUUCCAGGUCAACACUGUUGCACCACUCUUUGUAACAAAGGCCUUCAUGCCUCUGCUGGAGACUGCUGCUGCCAGGUCAGGUGGGAUGGGGAUCCACAGAGCAGCUGUCAUCAACAUGUCCUCUGUCCUUGGUUCCAUCACACUGAACUGUGGGGAUGCCGCCAAAUUCAGGAGCUAUGCCUAUCGUACCUCUAAGGCAGCCCUAAACAUGGUGACAAGGUGUCUAGCUGCUGAUUUGGAGUCCAGUGGAAUUCUCUGCAUGUCUCUUCACCCUGGCUGGGUGAGGACGGACAUGGGAGGACCUCAUGCUGACUUAACAGUAGAGCAGAGUGUUUCUGGAAUCCUAUCUGUCCUCUUCAGCCUUAGCGAGCGGGACCACGGAGAAUUCCUUGACUACCAUGGACAGAAGCUACAGUGGUAAAGCGUAUUUGCUGCACAGAGUAUUUCACUGGCAGAGCAAACUCAUUCCUGAAAAAUAGUUGAUGCAUUGAACAUGGCAUGAAGCUGGGAGCAUACCAAUCACACCACUGGCGUCUCUGCGCAUUAGCACACCACCGUGGCUGCAUCUCUCUUCUCAACUUUUGUUCACUGAUUGGCCUGGUUGAAACUCACUAUGAGAAAUUGAGGUCAAUGGGAGAAAUUCCAGACGAAGCAUUGAAUGGAGAUGAGAAUUGAGCAGAAUUGAAGGAAGGCAAUAGCCAAGCUAAUUAAAUGGUAAUAUAGUCUGCCAUACACACUUGCUGCUCUCUUGGACAGUUUUUUUAAACCACUUCAACCAAUAUUGUUUACCAUUAAAUUAUGUACUAAUCACUUAUUUUGGACCAAUAUCUAAGUCACUAAGGCGAUAAAUAGGAGGGAAAUGCAAACAUCUCAAAAAGAACAAACGUCAUUUGAAAGAAUAUUUUGCCCAUCACUGCUAUAGCAAAAUCAGUUUCUUUCUUCUUUGAAUUCUGAUUUAAAGAAAAAAACAUUUCUUGACAUUAUUGACAUCUAGUGGUACAAUAGUGGUAUUACAGUUUUUGAAUGCUUAACGUGACGCAUCAUGAACAUGCCGUCAUGCCCCUGGCACAUACACUCCAUCACAAAAUGUGUCAAGUAGUUUCAGUUUUCUUUUCUUCUUUUAAAUUAUUUUCUUUCUGAAUUCACUGUUUAUGAGUUGUAUGAAUAAAAAAAAAUAAGAGGGCA
Messenger RNA from Xiphophorus hellerii (green swordtail), 1605 nucleotides. RefSeq names its product C-factor. Lineage: Eukaryota; Metazoa; Chordata; Actinopteri; Cyprinodontiformes; Poeciliidae. The transcript has 6 exons. The record is from RefSeq and is a predicted model, not a curated record. Bases 80 to 841 code for a protein of 253 amino acids. Gene Ontology annotation, molecular function: oxidoreductase activity. Gene Ontology annotation, cellular component: cytoplasm.